GGGGCUGGGUGAGGAGGGGCUGGUCACCCCGGGGUGCCCUUGUAAAACUCAACGUUUAACCUACUCACGCCGUCUUGUGCCCGCCCUCACAAUCGGGCAUAUUUGCGGAAUACACCACGCCGUCGUUGACCCUGGCCAUUGACCGAGCAACCCAACGUUCCUACCAGCUCCCUCCACAGGAAUGUGUUCUUGCCGCUGUAAAUCUCCACGCGAUGAGCAGCCACUUUCUUGAGCUCUCGUUUGUGGCCAGGUCGCUUCUGAAAAUUAAAUAUCUUUCUAUCUCAUUGGGUCUUAGCCGGUACAAAUAUAUGUUUUCAUCACUCAGCCCACAUCUCACUCUUUUUGCCUUUUGGUGAGGUUCUGACAAAUAAGCUAAUACCUCGGUGAACUUUUAUCUGGUAAUAUAAAAUAAUAGUAUUUGUUUAUUUUUAAGUGAUUUGUUUACCUUUUUUGUACUUUUUACUACUAUCGUGUUUUUGUAUUGUUAACGCGUUCUUAUCCGCCCCUAUUGGACAUCUAUGAGAAAUAGCUUUAUAACUCAUCGAAUUCCUCCAGUAUAAAUAAAUACUCUGAUUCUGAAAUAAUUGUAUCUUUGUACAGUAUGUAUGUUGAACUUCUUUCACACCCUAACGUAGCCAACCGUACCAAUCGGAGGUGCGGGCCGAUAAGUAGGCAUGGCAGCAUUGGGCGGGGGGUCACUGUGAAAGAGAGACAGGAGAUGAGAGGGGUUGGCAUAGACACACACACACACGGGACAAAGGGAAACAGGCACGGAAGAGAUGCCCACUUGGUGUUGAACUUGUGUGUGCUGUGUGUGUGUGCUGUGUGUGUGCUGUGUGUGUGCUGUGUGUGUGCUGUGUGUGUGUGUGCUGUGUGUGUGUGCUGUGUGUGUGUGCUGUGUGUGUGUGCUGUGUAUGUGUGUGUGUGCUGUGUGUGUGUGCUGUGUGUGUGUGCUGUGUGUGUGUGUGCCUCACAGGUGGCAGUCAGAGCAUGUUUCCUGGGCUUCGCGUUUGGCUGCGGUUUGAUUCUCAGUUUGAGCAACACAUCUUGGAAGCAUUUUGGCUGGUACGUGUGUUCGCUGAGCUUCUUCCACUACUCGGAGUACCUGGUGACGGCGCUCAUCAACCCGCGGAGCCUCAACCUCGACUCGUUCCUGCUCAACCAUAGCCUGGAGUACAAGCUGGCCGCCGUCGCCUCUUGGGUGGAGUUCACCCUGGAGAUGCUCCUUUUCCCCGGCCUGAAAGACGUGCGGUGGCUGAGCGUGGCGGGGCUGGCCAUGGUCGUGGGAGGCGAGGCGCUGCGCAAGGCCGCCAUGUUGACGGCCGGCUCCAACUUCAGCCACAUCGUGCAGAGCGAGCGCUCCGAGAGCCACCAGCUGGUCACGCGCGGCGUCUACGCCUUCUCGCGGCACCCCUCCUACGUGGGCUGGUUCUACUGGAGCAUCGGCACGCAGAUCAUCCUGUGCAACCCGCUGUGCUUGGUCGGCUACACCGUCGCUUCGUGGCGGUUCUUCCGGGAGCGGAUCGAGGACGAGGAGCUCACGCUGCUCAACUUCUUCGGGGAGCAGUACAUGGAUUACAAGACGAACGUGCCCACUCGGCUUCCGUUCAUCGACGGCUUUCGAGUAGAACUCUAGCUCUCGUUUUUGUUUCCUCUCGCCUCGCCCCCCUCCCUUCCCCCCAACCUGUUGAAUCGCACAAUUUUGCUCCGGCCUUUUUCUGACCGUACUCCUCUCCCUCCUCCUGCUCAUCCUCGUCCUCCCACUUGCACAAAGGAACAAACGUGCGUCUGCGAAGCAGGAAAUUGCGAGCAAAGGACAACCAUCUAAGCGACCGACGAUUGGCAAAGGAAAAAAAGACAAAGACGGAAUUAGCACGCGGCGUGCGAGCGCACAUUUGAGGUUAUGGUUUUAAAAAGAGGACUGGUGAAAAUGGGCCUGUGGCGCUGGCUACGUGUGGUGGCUCGCAACAGGUAUUCUUGGAGCUUGCUUUUAUCGCUUCUAGGGUGUCCAUAGCGUUUAAUUAUUUAUUAUUCCUCAUCAUCGUCGUCGUCUCUCCGUUCCCCCAACUCAUCGGUGAUGGUGGAGGCGAACCAAUUUCCGGGGUGAUUCUCUCUAGAUUCAGUAUCGCUGCAUACGUCCAAUCUCGAUUCUUUUUCUUCUCGAUUUGUUUUUACCCCUGCAUCUGUCCACCCUUGAUUUUUUUACCGUCUUCACUUCCCCCACUCCUCCUUGUUCCAAUCUUUGUGUCGCAUCACCGAGUGAUGGGGGACCCUGUCCCCGGGCUCGCCCGCGUAACUUUAACAGAGCCACAGUUCUCUCCUCGCCUCGACUCUCGUCCGACGAGGUCAUUUUUCACUCCACUGUUUUCUCACAUCGCGAGUUUUCUCGGCCUCUCUCGUUUAGACAGCUGCGAACGAGGUUGAUUGUUUGGGGGUUAUGCGAGAGAUGCGUUUGGCAAAACAAAACAAAAACACCCAAAUAUCUUGAGCGAUCUCUCAAUGGCACUAAACAGAAGCGUUCAAAACAAUCACAGCCGAGAUGCUGAACACCUGGGAGGAUGCUCCAACACCGCGGCGGACACGCGGAGGCUCAGAGGGAUGAGACUCGCAUGGUAGAAUCUUCACAAGACCAAGUGUGUGUGUCCAUUUAUGGUUUCGUCAAAACGAGCUCACACUGCUCUCGUAUGUUUACAGUUUUGAUUUAAAGCUUUUGUGACUGCAGGGAUUGAUAUUCUUGGUUCUUUCGGUAAAGUCACGUAGAAGGGAAAUAAUAAAAUAAUUAUAAUAUGAAACCAAAAUUUUUUUCUUCCCUUCUACGUGACUUUACCGAAAGAACCAAGAAUAUGUUUACAGUUAUAUAUUAGUCCACUGCUACAGUUCUUUGUUAGUCCACUGCUGGAUAAAGUCGUCUGUACGCCGUGUCGGUCUUAGGGGAUUGUUUCAGCGUAUUUCACCACACUGGUCCAUGUGGUUUGGUGAAGUGAGAGUGUGACCCAGGACCGGUUGAUAUAUCACGCGCUGCUGGCGUUAGCCGUGGCCAGGAAUGUGAUGGACCGCAGUGGAGGGUCGGAAUAGUAUUCGAUGACGAUGUUACCCACAACGCCAUUAUGCUUUAAUCAUGGAUGAUACUUUUACAGACGCCAUGUAUAGCAUAUGCUGUGUAACUUUACAGUUACAACAUCUGAAGUGCACAGGGCACUUUGUAACGAAUCAUCGUUGAGUGCAGCCGCUCUUGAGCAUUCUUCGCGAAGCGCAGCACAAUAGGCGACGUAUUUAGCCAAGCUCCUGAAGAAGCACGUGGAGCGAAACGUCGGACGUCGUGCCGAACAAUUAGCACGGUUGGCUAUGUACGGUGCGAAAGAAGUUCAACGUACAUGCAGCAACACGUGGGUCGACCCGAGAACGCAUCGGAGAGCUGUACGGCAGCUAAACCAGAAUCGGAACAUUUAUCCUGGAGAAAUCCGAUGAGCUAUGAAGCUUUUUUUUUUCACAGGAUGUCCAAACCGCGAAAACCUUCCCAGCGGCUGACUUGACAAUUUUGCAUCGCCCAGAAAUCUCUGUUACCGCUCUUGGUGAAGUUUAAUACGGAAGUUUUUGUUGUUGUUGCGCUGACGGCCCAUUGCGGAGGGGAGAGCACUUGCCAAUAACAUCCGGUACAGCAGGAUUUGUUCAGCAAGCCCGACUCUGCUGAUGAGCCCUAGAAGGGCGAAACCGGUCCCAGAGUUCGCGCGCGUGAACAAAUUGUUGCUACCGCUUGACUUGAGUCUGUAAAUGUUUGAAAUACAGAACAGGAAGUGAUGUUUCAUUUCGACGCAGCACUCCUUGUUUUAGUGUAAGCGCCGCGCAAUUGCUGCAUCUGGGAUCGGCUUCAUAAUUUAAAAUUAUUUUCUAAUGCAUCGUUUGACUGUUAUAUACAAAUAAUGGAGCAAAAUGUGUCUCUUUAAAAUCCAUAAAGGUGUAUAUGUUAUACGGGUUAAUGAGCAACGGUGUUUUUCAACUUCAGUCUGCGUGUGCCCGCCCCUUGCCUGCCCACAGUCCGCCUCUUUGUGAUAACCAGUUUUUUCAAUUUGUAUGCAAAUUAAGGCACUGCACGCACCUGAUGAUUGGAAAUCGGUGGGGGGAGGAGCUGUCGCGUGGUGGUUCGUGAGAACUGGAGUUGAGAAGCACUGCUCUGGGAGUGUUUAAUUGGCAUUCCACUCGCCUGCGACCAAAUCGUCAGAAAUGUGCUCGUUCUCAGAAGCUAUCUGGGAUUUUCGCCUGGUUAAUAAUUAUAACAACAGUUUUGUCAACUUGGAAUGCACCUCCGCACAGUAGUAUUCGCUCUCGAAGUGCGCAAGGAUGAAUGACUCUUGAGGCGCACGAGGAAUUCCAGAUGAGCGGGGAAAAGUAGCCGGAACUGAUCAUGUGCUAAUCCCCCCCCCGCCCUCUCUCAAUGGUCUGCAGUCCUCUACAUAUGAAGGUGUUAUCGGUCCAAUUCACGAGUGUUUGCAUGUGGGAGGAAACUGGAGCACUCGGAGUAAACCCACACACGCGAGGGGACAACACUCUAUCCCCACGCAGAUGGAACAGGUGGAGCGCGCGUUUGCAAGCCAAAAUACGAGACCACCUCGACGCCCACGGAAAAGGGGGGGGGGGGGAGUUUCACAACUUUUUUGUAAGCCACCUACCCUCACCCCCGUCGUGCCGGAUUACAUGCGUUUUAAUCGAAUUCUGUCGAGGGUCUUCACUCGAGGCGCUUGGCCAAGCUUGCUGAAGGGUGAAAGGCUGGCAAUUGGGACGGGUGGGUCACGGAGACUUUGCCAAGUGUCGGUGGAACAACCCCCUGAGCUGCGUAGCGGGAGGGGGAAGAAGUUGGUGAAAGUUUCGAGCGUCGCUCGCUCGCUCGUUCGCAUGACGUGGGUUUCUUCCGGCUUCGAUUUCCUUGCACGUGAAGUUUGUGGGUUUUUUUAUCAUUUCCCCGCACCGGUGACUGCACGACCACCGUAAUAAUUCACAGGUCUCGUUCACUUAACUAAUCCGCCUAAUGCAACAACCAAAAAAUGCGCGCGGUUGGCUAUGUACGGCGCGAAAGAAGUUUAACGCACGUCAUCAUUCUACUCCCCCCCCCCCCCCCCGGACAAUGAGCUGCUGCAGGUGAUCGUUGGCCCCAGAAACACACCCCUCUCGUUUACGUAAAUGAGAGAACGGCACACACGCGAGUGAAAAUCGUAAACGAACAACAAAAACCGCUGAACAGUAUUUAAAUGUGUUGUUUGCACGGUCAUCACCGCCGCCACGGUCGUGCAUCAUUUGCAACAUCGACGGCCGCGCGAUCUUUCGAGGCGCUCGUUCUCUAUGCAACUCUUCCCUGUAGCUGAGGCAUCAUCACGGCACGGCGCAGCAUCAACGUCGGCGGGCCGGCCAAGGCCACUCACCAAGAGAGGGGGGACAGCGGGCGGCUGCUCGGGCUAAAGGGAACUUUGUGGGUCUCGCCUCUGCGGCUGAGGUCACCAAAGCGGACACGACGCUGUCUCCAUCCUGUUAAACGUGGCGCAACGGGCGAUUUCUGGAGCAGCAGCGUUUCCCCAACCACCAAGUCAUUGUGACCCCCGGCAGACCGAUUGUUGAUUACCAAACGGUGGCAGAUCGAAGAGGGCCGUGUAUCCCCCACCACCUCCCCUUUGACACGCCGGUUGGCUUGGUACGGUGCGAAAUCAGUUCAAAGUACGUCCAUCAUACGUUCAUGUGCUUUUUUGUUUACAAAUGUUGGGCCCUGUUUCAAAUAAAAACUUUGAAUUGUGGGACUGCUUCCCCCCCCCCCUCCGCGCCUUGGGAAGUUUCUCGGCCCACCUCUGUCACCAAUCUUUCUGUGCAAAUGAAGGCACAGCAGUUUCCACAUCUGGUGGUUGGUAAUUGUCGCCCAUGGGGUGUAGUCGGGGAGGGUGGGUGUCAGGAGUGAUCAUUAUUUUAUCAACACGUCGCCCAGAAUUCACCAAAAACUAGUCAGAUUUUGCAAGCUCAGCCGUGUCGAGCCUGGUUAUAGCUUUGAUGGGUGCUCACUACCAGGGCUAGCGAGGUGUGGCCAGCAGAUUUCCUUGCUGAGUGUUUCCCCCCUCCCCCCGUGUCAAUCCAUGGUGGGUUUUCUCCGGGUUCUCCGGCUUAGUUGCACAUGAAGCCGACGGCCCAUUCAUAGCGGUGGUCAAACAUCCCAAUGUGAUCAUCGGAUAGAAGCUUUUACUGGUGGAAUGGGUGAAAUUAUUUAUACAGUAAGUGGCAAUUUCGGCAGCCUACACACAAGUUAACCGUGGUGGCUGGAACGGUUCUGCAUCGUUUGGGCUUAAAUUAGUUUUAAGCGUUCGGUUCGCUCGCACCGUUUGACGGCCGUGUGACCAAAUGCAGCUCCCCUGUUGUCUGCUGAAAGCACAACGCCGGUGUGGUGUUCGCGUAUUUUCAAAUGGGGGACUCAACUAGUCCCUGUUGGCGGAGGCGUCGAUUGGAGUUGACAGCCUGAUGACGAACAAGGGCGACGAGUAUGAUUCAUUGGCAUGAUGGAAAAUGCCCAAUCGGAACAAGUGGAAUAUGGUUAAAUUCAUGUCACCGUAGCGAAAGAGCUGUACUUGUGAGCGAUUUUAGACGUAUUGAUAGUAGCGUUAAUAAUGAAGCAGUGAAUGUGAUUAAGCCGUGAUAAAUAAUGCCGGCUAUUAUUAACGCAAAUGCAUGAUUUGCUGCCGAGCAUUUGAAAGAGGCAGCCAAGCAGGGAAGCUCUUGUUCUCAUGUUCAAAUGACACGGGUGUAGUUGGUGAACUUGCCAUGCAAUGUCACCAAGUGCACCAUUGUCCUGUUUCUCACUCAGCUGGCAGUCGCCCUCCAGCAACAACAACAACCUAUUCUUAGGUUUUUUUCGGUAAAGUCACGUAAGUAAAAAAUGAAAAUUAAUAAAAGUAAAAUAAAAUAAAAAUCACGACGUUUCGGAGGCAACACAAGUUUCCGUCUUCAUGUGGAACCAUCAGUACGACUGCUGCAUUAAUUUUUUUACCUACGUGACUUUACCGAAAAACCUAAGCAUAUGAAUCCUUGCAGUCACGAAAGCUUCAAAUCUAGAAACAAAAACCUAAACAAAACAGGAGGGCGGACGAGCGACGAUCGCAAUGAGCAGAGCACCUCACAACAACGAGCAGCAGAGCACCGGGCGAUAAAACACAGCAAGUGGGCACAGUGGCUAACAGCAGCGGUGCGUCUGGCAGUCAUCUCGGUAGUCAAAUAGU
Molecule: messenger RNA, 7244 nt
Organism: Lethenteron reissneri (Far Eastern brook lamprey)
Lineage: Eukaryota; Metazoa; Chordata; Hyperoartia; Petromyzontiformes; Petromyzontidae
Gene: ICMT
Product: isoprenylcysteine carboxyl methyltransferase
Biological process (GO): C-terminal protein methylation
Cellular component (GO): membrane; endoplasmic reticulum
Molecular function (GO): protein C-terminal S-isoprenylcysteine carboxyl O-methyltransferase activity
Source: RefSeq, a predicted model, not a curated record